This is a messenger RNA of Gryllus bimaculatus (two-spotted cricket), 1522 nucleotides long. NCBI's taxonomy places the organism in Eukaryota, Metazoa, Arthropoda, Insecta, Orthoptera, Gryllidae. The record is from the annotation of a GenBank genome assembly.
CGUAUUCUGUGCGGAAUUUUGAUAGUGUCAUUACUUCCUGUUUGUAGAAAAGUAUAAAGUUCUACUAAGAUCGUAAUGGAAAAUUGAAGCGGUGUAUUUUAUAAGCUUUUUCUCGAGUAUAUUUAUGUAUAAGCUUUCCUCUCGAAAUUACAAGAUAUUGCUUGUUAUAAAAUGUGGUUGAAGUAGAAGAAAAUUAUUACAAAUUUUAAUAUGCGUGUGAAAUUUAUAUACUACAAACUGGAUUUUGUUUACUGAGAUAAUAUUUAAUAAAUUUAAUUUUCUCUUUGAGUAUUUUUAACCAGCAAUCGGGAUGCGGCGCGGGCGGGCGCGCGUGGCGGUGCUGUCGUCGCUGAGCGCUGAGGGCUCUCGCCGCCAGAGGGACGUGGUGGUGCGCAGGGAGCAGCUGCCUGCGCCUGGGCCUCCGCCUCCGUCUGCAGCCAGCGUCCUCCCUGCCUUCGCCACGCCCACGCCCACGCCGCCGCCGACGCCGCCGCCCUCGCAGCCCCCGCGCAGGAUACCAUUGCGUCGACUGCCUCAACCACCUGCGGAUCAAAAUGAAAAACAGAAAGCUCAACCAUUACGUGGCACUGUAGCAUGGGAACAACCAAAAGGGAGGAGCAGAAGUGCAACAAGAUCAAAAGCUUUGAAGGCACCUACGACAUGCUGUAAAGUUCCUAAAUCUAGUACAUCCAAAGAAGAAUCUGAAGCUGAUGAGGUUGAUGGAGAGGAAGACGGAGAGGCAGAGAGGGAUAUUGAAGAAGAACAAGAAGAAGAAGAAGAAAAAAAAGAAAAAGAUGAUGGUCCAUCUGCUUUGCCAUCACCCUUGCCUCCAUCUCCGCCUCCUGGGCCUGAUGUCGUUCCUGCUACAAGUGAUGGCAGUGUCCGCUCUUAUGAUCCUCACCGUUACACCGUACCUCAAGAGGCUGAACCAGAAACUGGUCACACUUACGACUGGCGACGAUAUGCUGCCCCAGAGGAUUCGUUCUCCGCAAGACUUGGGAAGAGUUGGGAGAGAAAUGGGUUGGAUCAUGGUCAGGCGGCUGAAACUCAAGAAGAUUCCCCUGAAACCAACAAGAAGAUAGACUUAGAUGCUGUUUCUGUCCUGUCAGAAACAGGUUUCCAUGCAGCAAAUGACUUUGACGCGGAGUGCGAAGCGCGCCGCGGGGAGGUGUUGGAGGGCGACGUGCCGCCGCCGCCGCCGCCGCCGCCCGCGCCAUCGCCCUCGCCCGCGCCCACCGCCGCCCGCCCGCCGCCCGCCGACGCUGCGGAGCCCGCGGGUAAAAUUUCUGUUAUAUCAUGUAUGUGUCAUUCUGAAAUUGAUGCCUGGUAUGGUUUUGAACUUUUUCACUCCGAAAGUACAUUGCGCUCUUUUUCAUUCCGAAGAAACAUUAGUAAUAUUAAUUUCAAACGUAAUAAAAUUAGUACUUUAACUGAACAAUGUAUUCAAAAUGUGUUUUCAGAACGUCAGAAACAAACGCUGAAGGUAGAAAUGUGGAAAUAUGAGAAUUUUUAUAUUAGCAUU